AUGGCUCCCAUUCCUCCCACGAUGAAGGCCGUCCAGAUCUCGCAGAACGGCGGGGUGGAGGUCCUCGAGUACAACGAUGUCCCCGUGCCGACGGUUGGCGAGGGCCAGAUCCUCGUCAGGAACCACUACGCCGGCCUCAACUUCAUCGACACGUACUUCCGCUCCGGCCUCUACAAGGUGCCGCAUUUCCCCUUGACGCUGGGUCGUGAGGGCGCUGGCGAGGUCAUCGAUGUGCACUCGUCCGUCUCCAACAUCCCCGUCGGCUCCCGCGUCGUCUUCAUGGGCACGUACGGCACGUACGGCGAGUACAGCGCCGUCGCCGCGUCCGACGCCAUCAUCAUCCCCGACGCCCUCUCCACCGACAAGGCUGCCGCGGCUUUCCUGCAGGGCCUGACAGCUUGGACUUUUAUCCGUGAAGCCGGCGAGGUCAAGGCUGGCCAGUGGGUGCUCGUCCACGCCGCUGCUGGCGGUGUUGGCGGCUUGCUUGUGCAGAUGCUGCGGGCAAUUGGAGCCAAGACCAUUGGUACAGCCAGCACCGAGGAGAAGUGUGAGCUGGCGCGCAAGUAUGGUGCUGGAUGGACCAUCAACUCCAAUGACGAUAUUGUGGCCAAGGUCAAGGAAAUCACCGGUGGCCACGGUGCGGACGUCAUCUUCGACGGUGUGGGCAAGUCCACCUUUGAUGCGGACAUUGACUUGAUUGCUCCCAAGGGCCACCUCGUUUCCUUUGGCAACGCCUCUGGCGCCGUGCCCCCCCUCAACAUCCUUCGCCUCACCCCCAAGUGCAUCAAGCUGAUGCGACCCGUCGUGAGUGUCUACGUUUCCGAUCGAGCCAGCCUCGAAAAGUACACCAACGAGCUCUUCGAAUUGAUUACAUCCGGCAAGGUGGAUAUUCUGAUUCACGACGUUUACCCCCUCAAGGAAGUGGGACGGGCACACCAGGACAUUGAAAGCCGGAAGACCAAGGGCAAGUUGCUCAUAAAAUUGUAA
Molecule: messenger RNA, 987 nt
Organism: Ilyonectria robusta
Lineage: Eukaryota; Fungi; Ascomycota; Sordariomycetes; Hypocreales; Nectriaceae
Exons: 2
Coding region: 1-987 (328 amino acids)
Biological process (GO): cellular response to oxidative stress
Cellular component (GO): cytoplasm
Molecular function (GO): quinone reductase (NADPH) activity; zinc ion binding
Source: RefSeq, a predicted model, not a curated record